Messenger RNA from Phytophthora nicotianae INRA-310, 7761 nucleotides. RefSeq lists its product as hypothetical. Bases 1 to 7761 code for a protein of 2586 amino acids. The transcript is spliced from 12 exons. The record is from RefSeq and is a predicted model, not a curated record. NCBI's taxonomy places the organism in Eukaryota, Oomycota, Peronosporomycetes, Peronosporales, Peronosporaceae.
AUGGAAGGAGAUAUUGGCGUCGGCCAAGGAUCAGAGCGGGAUGGAGAUGAAGAUCAGAGAACUGCCCAAAUGGAGGGCUCAUUUGUGCAUGGAAAUCGAAUGGAGGCCCUCGUCAAUGCCAUCGCGCAGUACCAGGACGUCUACCCUGUUGUGCAGCGUGGUGUUCAGCUACUACGCCAAGAGUUGUGCGAUGGGGACACUAGUGGCGACGAAAUCACUCGCAGCAUUCAGGCUUUUAUAGACACUGGGACACUAAAGGCGACAGUUAGUGCGAUGACAGUCAACUUAGAUUCCUCCGCGUUUAUUCGCCCGUGUUUUGAGCUGCUUGUUGUGCUUAUGAACAAAGCGGAUGAAGUUAUGACCAGAGCUUUAUGGAAAACUGAGAUCUUGGCUAUUCUCGACAAAGUCGUGCACAGUGUGAUGUAUCAAAACGAGCCUGCAUGCAUUCAGCUUGGAAUUAAUCUCUUGUCGAAGCUUGUGGGGAAAUUGGAGUCACUUGAGAACGGAUUAUGGACUCAAGUUGUUUCGACCACAGCACAAGCGAUGCUCACGAACUCUUUAGAUAACGAUGUGCAAUUGGAAUGCUUGCUGAGUUUGAAGCAACUUUUCCAACUGAAACCGGAUGUUGUUGUGCCCGCUACUCCCGCCAAUAUCAUUUUGAAGACGUUGGAUCAGUGCUAUCGACAGCCUGUUGGAAUAAGCAGAUCAUUUGCCUCAGCUUCUGCGGUAGUUAUCUUUCGGAUUCUUGGUACACCUUCUCGAAUACCCCAUCUCGGACACUCUGCGCCAAUUCUAGCGACCGUGCUUCAUCACUAUCAGCUCAUGAUGGAUCUCGAAGAGAGCCACAAACUCUACGUAGAAAACCUUAUUCAACAACCGCAUCAAACUGCUGUUCAUCAGUCGCUCAAGCGAUUGGUUGAACUAGCUAUCCCUUUAGCUGAAUCAAACAUUGACGACUGGUCGACUGCGUUUCAAAACGCUACCAUGAAGCUUUUGCUGGGCGUAACGUGGAGAGAAGGAGCUCGAGUGUUUCUGGACAAUGGAGGCGUAGCAGUACUUAUUAACGCGUUUACAUCAGGAUCAUUGCUGAAUAACGCAGCGGUUGAAACGGCAUUGGCGCAAACGCUGUACUACGUGUCGGUUCAUUGGCCUGAUGAGAUGUGGAACGACAUCCAAGUUAAUGGCACCGGCAUGAACAAGUGGUUUGAAGCAAUUAGCGAACGGUGCGAAGACGACAACGACGUGCUACUUCAUUACCUUCUAGCACCGGUGAAAAUCUUGUUACACUGCGAGAGACUUCUCGAAGCGCUUGCAGGAAGUAACCUGGUGGACGUUUUCCAGUCGGUGCUUCAUAAACAUAACCAGCUACCACUCUGUGCCCGCCUUGUUGUGAAUCUUCUUCUGUCCGUACCUGACAUUAGCCCAACAACUUCUUUGCCAGUGCUAUGUGGCUCGAUUGCAGAGACAAUGAUCGCUUUCGAAGGCAAUUGUUUGGCCCAGUUGGAAUGCGUGAAGGCGCUGACAAUACUCAUGUCCCGGCAAUCUGACAGCCAAACUCUUCUAUCGAAUGACCAUAUCCGAGAUAUUGUUCGAGUCAUACGCUCAAAGUUGAUAGACGAACAGUUUACUGCCGAAAUGCUGAGUCUCGUCAAGGUAGCACUGGUGAAUGCCAGUAUUCGAGCGGCAUUUAUCGACCGAGGACUGCUACAAGUCGUUUCCAAGGCAAUGUGCAUGUACCAGUGGAGUUCUAUAGACGAUGCUGGAUCGACUGCUCGGUGGAUAAUCUGUGAUAUUGCUCACAAGCUUGACGUUUCUAGGAGUAUAAGCAUUCUGGAACCCCAUGCUGAUAUCUCCAUUGGGCGCAGGUUCAAUCCUUCGGCCAUAUCAGUGAAAGCACUAGAUGCGUGCUGCUGUGUGAUAGGGGCUCUUGCAUGUGUGAAACCGUUGCUUCCUCUUUUGAUUGACGAGGGUGCGAUUCGGUGCAUCGUUGGCACGCUACGCUACGCUAAACAAGAGCUGAUAGUACGUAGUGACGGCUCAUUUGUUCAGCUCGUCACCACCUGCUUUUAUGCAGCGAGCAACGUUGUGAAUUCUCCCAUCGUGGUACGAGUUAUGGAUCCUGUAACGAAGGACAAUGCGGUUGACUCACAGUCAAUUUACUGCCGAUUGGGAGACUCUGGUGCAGACGAUGCCAUUAUUGGGUGUCUUGAGGAAGCUUUGCGAAUGAAUAAUAUGCCACCAUCAUUGGUGGACAGUGGCUGUCGUCUGCUCCAAGCUGUACUUACAUUCCAAAUGUCUUUCAGCAGUGAAGCAGAAAACCGGUGGAUCGCGGUAGCCACCUCAUUUUUGCAGAGAGAUUGCACUCAACCGAGAACGCGAGAGCUGCUGUUUAGCACUACCUUGAUGAUCUUGUCACAAGGACAACGGUCAGGCAAAUCAGCUAAAGGACAGCAUAUCAAAAUGAUGAAAGUGAUUCUUGGGGUCCUGAACGAGUCAGUAGAACACGGAAGUUGCUGUACGCUGAGUCAAUCAGAGUGCAUUGGUGCCAUUCGCGUGCUAGAAGAAAUAUCGAAAGCGUCGGAUUCCCUGCCAGACACAUUAGUUUCGAGGUGUCUUGGAGUACUGGGAAAACUUACUGGUAUUUUCAUUUUAUUACCUUCUACCACGGCUCAAGUAAAUCGACGGUUCUUCGACAACGCAGUUGCGCAGUUUGCGACUACAAGCUAUAUUAAAAGGCUGAUAUACCGGCUGGAUAAAUACACCGCGACAGAAGGGGUAAAUGAGAAUGCCGCAAUGAUGGAUAUAUCCGAAGAUUUCAAAGCUCUGGAAUCCUUGCUAUUUUCCAGCCAAGGGAAGAAGACGAUUGAUGGUUAUCACGGACUAUUUGAUUAUCUCACCUCAGUUGUUGAAAAUGUUAACGAGUACGCACAAGCGUUGGGAGAUCAAGCAGGCUUUUAUCUGGAACUGGGGUGUUUAUCGAGUCAGCUUUUUCCUACAGUUCAACGAGAAGAAGUGAUUAACGCCGCUUUGUGCCAUUUUGCCGAGGACACAGCGUGGCAUUCCAUGCGAUGGAUAGCUGCACUGGAUGACAAAGGGUCAAGCGUGCUCACGCUUAUUGUCGAGUUUGUCCUUCUCCGAAUAGUUUCAGGACACACGAUUCUUGAACCGGCGUUGUUGAUGGAGCUCUUGAAUGCUCUAAACUACCUCCUUCGCUGCAAUCAAUGCAGAGAAGUAGUUCAGGCAUCCUCGCAUACCAAGGAACUCCAAAGUGUUUUAUGGGAGCUCGUCCGUGGAGAUGUUGCACACCUGGGUGCGGUAUCUGAUGGUUACGACGUUGCAGUAUCUCUGCUAGGAAUCAUCUCGACUCUGUUAUCAUUUUCGAACGAGAUAUUUUCUAUUCAGUCCGAACACAAUGGAUGCGAAUUGCUUGUUCGGUUUUGUCUAGGAGCUUUGGAUAGCUUCUAUUUGAACACCAAGCUUGAUAUGACCAAAUUUGCGUUAAUGGAAGAAGUUCUUCAAACUUCCGGUAUUAUACUUCAGUACUGCAUUCAACUUGGUGCAGAAUACGCGCGCUCUAUUAUUCAACAUCGAGCCACACGACAUGCGUUCAACAUUCAUGUGGGUGUAGGAAGUACCGAAAAGAAAUCCUGCGAAAAAUGGUGUUUGGUGGUGCUUGGAGCAGUACUUCAGUCUCACGGCCUUCUUUACGCGGAAAGGUUGCUGCGUUUAUCAUCGAACCCAUCGGCGCUGCUAAUCAAUCUCGUUGAUAUGGUUGUUCAGAGUUCAGACGUGAUUUCGUGGAAAUGUUUUCUAGAUUGUAUAACAAUAGUGGAUGGUCCGUCAGAGACAACGGGGUGGCAAGUAGACUGCAAUUCUCUAUUUGAAAAGCUUCAACAGCAAACCAAGCGUCUAAUUUCAGAGCAAGCCACUAUAUUAAAUUCACAUACGGUGAUAAAACAUGUUGGAGAAACUAUUGCUCAGUUGAGCUUCAAGUACGGUCAACUUAGUUUGGAUACGUCACGGGGUGCUAUGGACGGUUGUGUCCAACCCAUGGCUCAGUCUGGAUUAUCUUUCUACGACCUUUUCAUGGCAGCACCAAGUUUCGAAGCCUCGCAAUACUCUGAGGUUGUUAGCCUUCACCUAAGGAUUGCUUGCCUGGCUGGAUUCAAGACUGAAACUGAACGAAGCACCAUUGAGGAGUCGACUGUCAGUAUCAGGAAACUACUUACUCCUAUUUGUAUAUCGGAUGAAGCGCUUGCUGAUUUUCUCGAUUUGGCGUCGAUGGUGUAUCUAUCCCGAGCAGCUGCGUGGCUCUUUAUUGACGCCACCACUCACGUCCUGUCCAAGGCGAUACAGAGACUCACGACUGGGUUGAAUCGAUCGGUAUGUCUUGAAAAGAGUCUACUUACCUGUUUUUCUUCACUUCGAGAUGUAUACGGCACUCGGUGGGAAAGUGGAGAAGUAGACAGUGUACUGGAGCUACUGAAAAUUCUUUCACCUGAUAGAUGGUCCCAAGAACAACUCCUAGAGUCAGUGCUGGAUCUUCCGCAAGGUCUUCUACACCUAUUCGAAGUCGCGCGGGCAGCGCCUAGCCAUGGCGCUCAAAUAAUGUUGUUUUUGUUUCAACAUAUGUAUGGCAUUCGUCACAAUACACAGCGUAUUGGUGAGAUGGAGCUAAACACACUUCUCUCGAUUAUAAAACGUAACGUUGCUGGUAGAGUUGGUGACACUACUCAACGGAAAUGGAGAGAAAUACCUGGGAAUGAGAUGCUGCGUUGCGCGCUGGAAAUACUGAAGCUGUUUGUGAGGAGAAAAAAUUGUGCAGUUGUUUGCUCCGACCUCGGUGGGGUUGGCAUUCUGCACGAUGUCAUUUGUGCUCCUUCCCAAUACGAAGAUAUCACUCAUUUGGCACUUGAAAUCUGCUGUUUUCUCGCUGGCUUCGGAGCCAAUCUGUCGAAUGAGAAUUCCAUCUUCGCUCUUCAGCUGUUGUUCGUUCUUGUCAAAACUAGCGUGGAAUCUUCUCGCUCCCACUUAGCAGCUCUCGUUUUGGAAUAUUUCUUAGCUGUUGAUGCUUCCACUUUCAGCUUGCCAUUGAUUCAGCAGUGCAGGUCUCAAAUUGUACCUGUAUCGUCACGAUCAGAUGAAGAAGUGAAGAUGUUCAUUCAGCAAUUGUACAUUGCGCGGCAAAAACUUGCAACAAGAACACCGAAACCACAAGUCUCUGGCCCAAAUACGAGUACUAGCAAGUCCUCUUUAAACGAAGGCAAAAUACGCAGAUUAAUUCUUUCAAGUUGUCGAACAAUUGUGCAGUGCACAGAUGGAAAAGGUGAGACUUCGUAUGUGAAUGUGAAAACCUCUGAAAAAAGCACGACCGAGCCACUUGAAUACUCUCGCUUAUGCGAAGCCAUUGACCAGAUCAGCUUCGUAUUGGAUGACCCCAAUACGGCGAUGAAUCGCAGCUAUGUAUCCGCCUUAGUUCCGGCACUGAGUGAGAUCCUUCUUCUCCAUACAAUCACGACGACAACAAUAUGCACUAUUAUGGAAGUGCUUGAACAGAUAGCAUUUGUAAACCCGACGAUCGUGUUAUCUAAUGACCAGCUGGACAUUCCGGCGCUGCUUUCUUCCUGCUCGCUGCAUCACCGGUCGUCACUGACAUUUGCAAGAUAUCUUUGCAGAUUUUGCAACAGCGUUAGCGCAGAAUUAACUGAAGGUGAAUUCGGGCUAGCAGUAUCGAUGGUCCCCUUAUUGUUCGAGCUGUUGGUGCAUUGGAAAACAGAUUUUGAGAUCAUCGAUCAAAGCCUAGCUACGUUACCAGAUUUGAUCAUUGUGAUGCGAAUCAAAGAAUUCGAACAACUUCGCAGCGGUGAUAUACUUGCGCUCCUUAACAGUGCAGUGGCUUCUUACAUUGGCAACAGCCCAACAUCGUGGAAUUGGCUGAAAUGCGUAUUGGUAGUCCUCAACAAGCUCGAUAAGGUGGCUAUUGAAUCCGCUCAAGACACAAUCUGCACAGUCAUUGAUAUCAUUCGCAUGUUCAUGAGCCAUAGUUUCAUGGUGGAAAGAGCUGUAACGGUGCUGAUACGCAUGUAUAUCGAGCAGCGACAGCUCCCUCUUCGACACCUCAGCGAAUCGGAUGCUGUUGAAGUGUUGCUGACAUGUUUGAAACUGCAUGCCAAUGAUGAAUCAAUCGUCAGAGGUUGCCUCAAACUGAUGGUAAGCUUGGCGUCACGCAGUGAAACCUUACCAAAAAUCGUUGAUCAACUGCUGACAGCAGAAGCUGCAGCUUCAAUUCUGUUAGUGUCGAAGAAGAACCCAGACAACCCCUCAAUCUGUGAAAUUUGCGUUAAGCUGGUGCAUCAAAUGGUUUUAUCGUUUGAGAAGCAACCCGAAAAGAAUUCCCAUGUGUCGGUAUUACCCGGAGAAUCAUCAAGAAAGGGGUUCGAGCUAUUGACUCAACUACUCGAAGCUGACAUUAUACCAUUGAUAUUCGAUUUGCUGGAUAAUUCUUCAAGUCGAGGGGAUAAUCAUCUGCUGGCUUCGCUCUUACGAUUACUCAAAAGUCUUACAAAAGAUGAAUGUCUACGAGACUCUGCUGAAGUUUUGCAUGGGCUUCAGGAACUGCAGCAGACUGUUGACCGUAUUUGGGAGAAGAAUUUCGACUGUUCCUUAGUCGAACUGGCCAUUGACUGUCUCGUUAAUAUGGCUUGUUCUGAUCGUGCAAUUGGCCAUGGAUGGAGGGAAUUGCCGAUGUGGCUCUUACAGCUUGCCGAAUCCAUUCACAGCCUGGAAACACACAACACCGGGAUGUGCGUCGAGAAACUCAUUGGAAUACUAGGGAGACUCGCCAUUGAUAGCGCUACAAGCACAACAAUUUCGCCAAAAGGCUCAUUCACUAUUAUUGAAUCGCUGGCGCAUGUAGGGUCAAACUAUUCACUUGAGCGAGCGCUCUAUGGGCUACUGUGUGCGUUGAGUGAGAACAUCGCGUGUGCCCAGAUCUUGAUAGUUUACAACGCUAUACCGAUCACUGCCGAACGGAUCAUCAGCCAUGUCCACGACGAGGAAACGUUGUUAAGCAGCUUGUGCUUUUUCGAUCUCUUGGUUCUAAAUAGCGGCGAGAGCUACCGUGCCUUGCAAGACGAAAUCGUGUUGGAAGCCCUAGAUUUGGUCAUCCAAACAUAUCCCGAGGUCACCGGAAGCCAAGUUUAUCAUAUUGCCAGCACUUCACUUGAGAAAGUAUCAGCAUUAGAUUAUCAAUCGACGCGAAAGAAACCAGGUGCAGCCAAAGUGAUGAAGCCUCAAAUACAAAUUCCAGACUCGCAGAAACCUUUUCACGACUUGCUUCGCGAAGGAGCGAAGUUUCGAGUUAUCUGGGAGGCCAGACCCGACGUUGUUGAGAAUAUCCAGAUACAACUAGCCCCAAGCGGAGAUUAUCUUGUAUUUCGAAGAAAAGCAUCAAGUCAACUACCACGAGUUGAGCGCAUUUUCGUUAGUCAGCUCGAAGUGUGUCCGCAACGUUCUCUCGCCAAGCCAGGCAGCCCUUCGUCACCUUCGAAAAGAAUCCUGACUCAAUCAUUACUAAAAGAUCAUUUCGAAGGAGAUCGUGUACUGCGUUUAAAAAUUCGAGAUGAGGACGUGUUGAUCAAGACCAGUAGUACUCGUGAGAGGGUUCACUGGGAUCAGGCUCUGCAAUGGCUUGUUUCACGUCGGGAGACUCGUACGUCGCCUGUACAUUCGCCAACCCAUUCGCCACUGCAUUCAUCAUAA